Miscanthus lutarioriparius is the source of this 1278-nucleotide messenger RNA. Lineage: Eukaryota; Viridiplantae; Streptophyta; Magnoliopsida; Poales; Poaceae. The record is from the annotation of a GenBank genome assembly.
AUGGAGCACCACAUGCCCCUGCACCUGGAGCGCAUGCUGACGACGUCGCCGCCACGCAGGGUACCGCCGGUCGCCUGCGUCGUCGUCGACGUGCUGGCGUCGUGGGCCGUGCCCGUCGCCGUGCGCUGCGGCGUGCCCGUGGCCGGGUUCUGGCCCGCGAUGCUCGCCUGCUACCGCGUCGUCGCCGCCAUCCCAGAGCUCCUCGAGAAGGGCUUGAUCUCGGAAUCUGGUACACCGAUCUCGUCGGCUGUUGAGUCGUCCGACGGCGAUGAACAACAGGUCGUUCAGGACGACGGCUGGACGGCGACGAUCCGGGGCCUCGAGAUCCUGCCGGCGCAGGUGGAGCUCCGUGUCGAGGAGCUGCCGUGGCUCGUCGGCGACUCGGCCACUCGGAGGUCCAGGUUCGCCUUCUGGCUCCAGACCUUGCACCGCGCCCGGGGCUUCCGCUGGGUGCUCGUCAACUCCUUCCCGGCCGAGGCCGGGUGUCCAGCUGCAGCCGCUGGCAACGAGAACGACGACGAUGCGCACCGCCUCGCGCGGCAGGGCCCGCGUGUCCUCCCCAUCGGCCCGGUGCUGCUACCGGGCGGCGCCGGCGAGCGCACGAAGCAGCAGCAGCAGUGCGGCAAGAACCCCAGCAUGUGGCGCGCGGACUCGACGUGCAUCGGGUGGCUGGACGCGCAGCGCGCCGGGUCGGUGGUGUACGUCUCGUUCGGCAGCUGGGUGGGGUCGAUCGGCCCAGACAAGGUCCGCGAGCUGGCGCUGGGGCUCGAGGCCACGGGCCGCCCGUUCCUGUGGGCGCUCAAGCGCGACGCGUCCUGGCGCGCGGGGCUCCCCGACGGGUUCGAGGACCGCGUGGCGGGCCGGGGCAAGCUCGUGGACUGGGCGCCGCAGCAGGACGUGCUCCGCCACGCCGCCGUGGGGUGCUACCUCACCCACUGCGGCUGGAACUCCACGCUGGAGGCCAUCCAGCACGGGGUGCGCCUGCUCUGCUACCCGGUCUCCGGGGACCAAUUCAUCAACUGCGCCUACAUCACCGGGGUGUGGCAGAUCGGGCUCAGGCUCGACGGCGGCAUGAGCCGCGACGACGUCGGGGCCGGCAUCGGGAGGGUCAUGGACGACGGCGACGAGGGCCGGCGCCUGCAGGAGAAGGUCUGGGCGCUGCGGGACCGCGUCGUGACGGUGGAGGCCAGGCGCGCCGCCGACCGGAACGUCAGCUCGUUCGUGGACGAGAUCACGAGAGAUCACCCGCUGUUGGUGCAACUAUACAGCGUGUUGUAG